AAAUUGUUUGUUCUGAGAAAUGACCGCAGAAACAAUUGAGAAUACAACGAAGUUAUUUAAGUUUUCGUUUCCAACAUGCACCAACGAGGAUGUCCUGUUCAAACUCGAAGUCCCCGUUCUAAUUCCGCACGACGGCUCUACGCGAGAGCUCGUGCAACGCGUUCUAAACAUGUUCCACAUUCCAGUUUAUUUAGAAGAGGAGUUGAACGAGAAACUAGCAGAAUUUGUAUCAAAGGAAACGAAAACAUUCCACGAUGAACGUGAUGCGGCACUCAUCAGCCAGCUUAAGAACAGUGAACUUAAUGUUGAUGGUAUCGUCAAGAACUGGGAAAAGCUUUUCAAGGACAAUGUAGUAGAGUUUGCAGAACAGAAGGGCACUUCAGACGAGGAGGUGUUCGCUGCUGCAUACCACAAGCUUGUGCACUCGCCAGCACUCGAGACCAUACUGCAAGUGGAGAACUCUUAUGCGAAGACUGUUAUGAAUACAUUAAAAAACCGAGAUGAGGAUAUUAAAAAGCUCACUCAAAGGCAAACGGAGGAAAUGGAGGAGAAAGUGCGUCUCCUGAACACGUCCACGACCGAGGAGGAGAUCAACGCGCUGGCGGCGGCGCACUUCGAGGCGCAGAGCGUGGUGGCGGGCCGCUGGGGCUCGCAGCUGGACGCGCUGGCGCAGGCGCAGCGCGCGCACCACCGCCGCUGGCUCAUGGCCACGCUGGAGGAGUACCAGACCACGUCCGCGCUCAACACGCCCAGCAACUCGCCGCUGGCCACGUUCUCGGCGGACUCGCCGCUGUACUCGCCGGCGCCGGCGCCGACGCCCGGCGGGCCGCGCCUGGAGGAGAGCUUCACCAUCCACCUGGGCAGCCAGCUGAAGCAGACGCACAACAUCCGCAUCGUCGCCGCGGACCCGCUGGACCUGUGCCGCGUGGACAACCUGGACAACGGCACGGCGGCGUCGCGGCGCCUGCAGACGUCGCUGGCGCUGUACUCCAGCGAGCUGGCGGCCGUGGUGCUGCUGUGCGACAGCCCGCCGCCGCGCCUGGCGCCGCCCACCACGCUGCUGGCGGCCGCGGCGCAGGCCGCCACGGAGCACCACUUCGCCGACGUGGACGCGCAGCUGCGGCUGGUGGCCGAGCGGGUCAAGGGCCCGGUGGAGAAACGCAACUCGCAGAGGUUCAAAGAGCAGGCGGAGAACGCGAACAGAGGCAACGGCAGCGGCGUCGCGCCGCCUCGGCCCCGGUCCAAGCGGAAUCUGCAGACCGGCGACGUCUUCGUGACGAAGCACAGCAACCUCGCCGACGUGCACGUCGUCUUCCACCUCAUCGUCGACGACUCCUCGCUGCGCUCAGGUGCGCGCCCUCGCCGGCGCCGGGCCGCCGCCCGCGGACUGGGUCGCGCGACUCAAAGCCUUCUGCGGCGCAGGCGACAUCACCUCGCGGCACCCCGCCAUCCUGGGCCUGCGCAACAUCCUGAAGGCGGCGUGCAGCAACGACGUGACCAGCAUCUCGCUGCCGCUGCUGCUGCGCCACGAGCACUCCGAGGAGAUGACGCUGGCGUGGUGCAUGCGCCGCGCCGAGCUGGUGCUGAAGUGCGUGAAGGGCUUCGUGCUGGAGGCGGCGGGCUGGGGCGGCGCCGAGCUGCAGACGCUGCACUUCCUGCUGCCGCCCGACACGCGCGCCGACCUCUUCACGGCGCUGGCGCACCAGCUGCCCAACAUCUUCCGCCUCUCCAACCCCGUCAAGGGCAAGCCGCCCUCCGCCGCGACUCGAGCCGACGAGGGAAGGUGAAUCGAGUAAACGAACCUUUGCAUUCCACCGUUUAUUUAUCAAAUGUAAAUCGAUUCAAUUAUAUUGACAAUAUUCGCUUUAAAAUACCGACUACCUCUAGUGACAAACGUACUCUUUACGAUUCGCUUCCUACACCUCGAUCGCCGGCGUAGUGGGUUCGCAACGAGCGCCUCGGUUGAGCCGGCGAUACUGUAAAAUUUGUUGAAACCCGACACUUUUGCUGGCGACCGAUGUAUUAUAAAUUAUCACGCGAGCCUGUCGGACAAAACCCAGGCGCGCAUUCUUACCGCUAUGGGCGCCUUCAAAUUGGACACCUCGUAGAAGCGCUGCAGUGAUUUUUACUGCACUUAAUGUGACUGCAAUCGGGCGCGGCUGUGGCGCCAGUGGUGCCACUGCAGCACUUCUCUAAGCGUCUUAAUUUGAUGGCGCCCUAACGCGGAACGGGCGCAACACUUUACUCUAAAGGAUGUAUUUUACGAAAUAAAUAUAAUGUAUACAUUGUCUAUUUUUUUUAAUCAAA
Molecule: messenger RNA, 2307 nt
Organism: Hyposmocoma kahamanoa
Lineage: Eukaryota; Metazoa; Arthropoda; Insecta; Lepidoptera; Cosmopterigidae
Product: protein C12orf4 homolog
Exons: 8
Coding region: 20-1939 (639 amino acids)
Cellular component (GO): cytoplasm
Source: RefSeq, a predicted model, not a curated record